This is a messenger RNA of Cyclospora cayetanensis, 1110 nucleotides long. RefSeq lists its product as uncharacterized. The transcript is spliced from 5 exons. Bases 1 to 1110 code for a protein of 369 amino acids. Gene Ontology annotation, molecular function: NAD binding. NCBI's taxonomy places the organism in Eukaryota, Apicomplexa, Conoidasida, Eucoccidiorida, Eimeriidae. The record is from RefSeq and is a predicted model, not a curated record.
AUGGGAAAACGCCUCAUUGUUGCCGUGACACCUUACCCUGUUGACCUUUCUGUUUUUCCAGAGGCUUCAGUUGCUGGUUCCAAGACUGUACCGCCACCCUCCAUUGGGCAGGUGGUCUUGCCCCGAUUUGUCCGGCAUCUGGCGGUAAAUUUCCCGGACUUUGAAUUGGUUUCCGGAUGUUCCAUUGAAGACUUCAAUGAACGAAAGGAAGAGAUCAAAGCUGCCGAGAUUCUUUUGGUAGUAGAGGCGCCUCCUUCUCUCCUUAUGGAGGUCAUCCCCCUACUUAAAAGCCUCCGCUGGGUGCACAGCUAUUUGGCGGGCGUCGACGGCCUCUCCGCAGCACUACGAAAGCUACCGUGCCCGUCAGACCCAAGUCUUCCCCUCAGUAGGAGCGGUCUAUUGGUAACGAACGCGAAAGGGAUUUACUCUUCUUCUCUUAAGGAAUACGCUAUUGCUGCCAUCAUGCACUUCGCGAAGCAGGUCCCCAGGCUACAGAAGAACAAAAGCGACAAUAGGUGGGAAAGAUUCAUCGUCGGAGAGAUCAAGGGUAAAACGGCGGGGUUCAUUGGUUAUGGAGACAUUGCAAGGGAAAUAGCCUCUGCAUGCAAGUUUUUUGGGAUGCGCUGCAUCGCAGUCCGCCGCGACGCCACGAGAACGUGCCCAUACCUCGACGAAGUUUACGCAUCAGACAGCAAGGACCAUUUAGAAGUGUAUCGGCAGUCGGAUUUUGUGAUUUGCAGCUUGCCUGCGACGCCAGAGACCGUUAACUGCAUCUCCAGAGAACAAUUUGGAGCUAUGAAAAAAACCGGAGUGUUCAUCUCACUUGGACGAGGAUGCGUCGUCGACGAGGAGGCCUUGCUGCAGGCCCUGAACAGUAGCCUCAUCUCUGGAGCCGCUCUGGACGUGUUCCAGACAGAGCCCCUUCCGGCGUCUUCUCCUCUUUGGGGCGCUCCCAACCUUCUGUUGUCGUGUCACAACGCAGACUGGUGCGAGAACUACAGCGUAGAAGCAUCCAUUCAGCUUUUUGAGGACAACCUUAUCAAAUUCCUCAACGGAGCAAAAACGAACGAAGAAAUGUUGACACCUGUAGACUGCAACAGAGGAUAUUGA